AUGUCUAAACGACAAGCCGGGCAGCUUCCACAGGGCCUUGUUGCAGCCGACGCAUCAGCAGCCAAACGCGCUCGCGUGGAAGAUGUCCCAUGCAAGACAAGGAAGAGAACGGCUGCCAUGAGAAGCGAGCACGCGAUGAUUCUUAGGUCCCAGCAUAGAUCUCAAUCGAAUUCGCGCGGCCCUCCGCAGCAGAGGUAUGGAGAACUCGGACGAACGGCUGCCACCGCGAACACCAACGCCAGUGGAGAUGCGCACGCUCCUUCCGACCGCUGCAUGACUUCGUCGACACGCGUCCCAUCACACGCAUCCAACCGCCGCAUCCUACGAUCUGCUUUGUACAAGCCGCUCGAUCCAAGCCGCCGAGAGAUAAGGCUGAUAACGCUCGCCGGAGGAGAGUUCUCAGACGACAUCCGUUGCAGCCUAUCAGCAGUCUCGCUAGACAAUGAGCCUGUCUACGAAGCCCUCUCAUACGUGUGGGGUGACCCUGAUGUCAUGCUGCCAAUGACCCUCCAAGGGGGUCUCCAUCAAGUUACUACGAAUCUAGAGGCGGCGCUUCGGCAUCUGCGAUAUCAUGAUCGACCGAGAGUCCUGUGGGUCGAUGCCGUAUGCAUCAACCAGAAAGACUUACUCGAGCGCCAGAAGCAAGUUCUCUUAAUGGGCGAUGUGUUCCGGACCGCCUCGGUGGUGCUAUGUUGGCUUGGUGAAGAGAGCGAGGACAGUGCGUUGGCUUUCGAUGCGUUUGAAACCUGGCCAAAGGACUCGGAGAUUCAUUGGGAUCCUGACGAGACUCCCGGUAUUGACCCUAGAACUUCCGGGAUCGAGUACGCCAACGCCGUUUGGAGACUCUCUCGUAGACGAUACUUCAAACGUCUCUGGAUCGUCCAGGAAAUGAUUCUGGGCAAAAGCCAUCAAUUGAUAUGUGGCAACAGACAGUCCUCCACGGACGAGUUGCUUCGUAUAGUCAAAUGCGUCGUUGCACAUAGAACCACUUGUAUGUGUAUGAACAGGCACCAUCGUAAGGAGUUCAGCUUUGCGGCGUUAGGGGGCCUUGCCAUGUCCGCUAAGGCAUUGACUUUCCGACGUACGGGCGAACUGGAUAAGGCUGAGAUCUUGCAUCUCCUAGCCACUUUUAGGGCUCAUCGUUGCUCUGACCCUCGAGACCAUAUUUACGGUUUGUUAAGUAUCGCUAGUGAUACUCCUCAUGUCGUGCCGGGCUAUAACACUCCAGUACCUCUCGUCUAUGAGCAGUUCACCGUCGAUAAUAUCAAAACCCAUCAGAACCUCGAUGUACUCAGUCAAGUUCUUCCUUCCUCGACCGUCCUGUCAACACGAAUUCCUACUGGCCUGCCUACCUGGGUGCCCGACUGGUCAGCCACACUAGUGCACCGCGGAAUUUCAACUAACGCUUACAAUCGGUUCGUGAACAUCAGGGAAUACAACUCUUCAGUGGGGAGUACAGCCAAUGUCAGACAACCUGGUCGUGGUAGAUUGGCUGUUCGUGGCGUGCCGUUAGGAACUAUAGCUAGACUGGGUAGCGCUGUUGUCGAGGACAUGAGCAAAAACGAUGUUGUUGAGUUCAUCGAGUCUGGAAUGCACUUUGCAAUGCUCGAAACCCUCCCGAAUCGCUCCUAUCCUGGUGGACUUGAUUUUGCUCACAGUAGCGCCACCGGAAUGAGCGACUUCCCUGCAGUAUCAAAUAACGCGGCGUACGACCCCCGGGUUAGCAUGGCGGCCUGCGCCGCUUCCCAAACUACAUAUUGCGAUGCGCUCUGGAUGACUUUCUGCGGCUCCAUCGUACCAGACUUCUUCAAAUCUGCCUCCGAGUCGAACGUCAUAAUAUCCACUAGUACAACCGAGCCCUGGUGGAACCAUUCUUUCUACAACACCCGGUGGGAGUACUGGAAAAUGCCUGUGGAUGAGCUGCUACCCCUGGGGCUAUCACGUGAGCGCGCAAUGUUAGAAAGGCAAGCGUUUGUGAGCCGAUUAGGGUCCACGAUGUAUAUGAGGAGGCUGUUCAUGUCAGAUGCGCAGCACGAAUGGCUCGGAAGCGCGCCCGUGGAUGCGGAAGUUGGUGACACGAUAGCUAUACUGGCUGGCGGAAAGGUGCCCUAUAUUUUGCGGCAGAAAGAGGUGAACGGCGAAAGAGUGUUUCAUUUCAUAGGCGAUGCAUAUGUUCACGGCAUCAUGAACGGGGAGGGCAUGGCGCUGGGCGAGAUGGAAGAGAUAGUACUCGUUUAA
Messenger RNA from Coniosporium apollinis CBS 100218, 2238 nucleotides. RefSeq lists its product as uncharacterized. The transcript has a single exon. Lineage: Eukaryota; Fungi; Ascomycota; Dothideomycetes. The record is from RefSeq and is a predicted model, not a curated record. Bases 1 to 2238 code for a protein of 745 amino acids.